This is a messenger RNA of Pyricularia oryzae 70-15, 1496 nucleotides long. RefSeq names its product prefoldin subunit 3. Gene Ontology annotation, molecular function: tubulin binding. The record is from RefSeq and is a predicted model, not a curated record. The transcript is spliced from 5 exons. Bases 440 to 1075 code for a protein of 211 amino acids. Gene Ontology annotation, biological process: protein folding; microtubule-based process; tubulin complex assembly. Gene Ontology annotation, cellular component: prefoldin complex; cytoplasm. NCBI's taxonomy places the organism in Eukaryota, Fungi, Ascomycota, Sordariomycetes, Magnaporthales, Pyriculariaceae.
CGUCCAAGCUACCCACCCCACCAGAUACACCAUGAAAGUGGAGUCGGUCCUGACCAAUGCUCCAGAAAGUGAAUGGACUUUUUGCGGGUUGAAUCUGGGAAGGAAUCGAACCAGGACAGCAAGCAACCUAGCAUCCCACAGUCGGAUAUUCAAUCGCAAAAUCUAGUCUUGACAUAGGUUCGCAACCAAACGACAGGCGAAGCUUUAAUCACCGUUUGCGACAUCUCUGAACUUGGCAUCGAAGCCGUCAAGACCGACGACUAGAACUGGGCUAUUAAUCUGUACCGUACCUGUCCGAGCACACGAGCAUCACCAGACCAAAGACUUCGUACGAUCGGGGCAGCGACUCGACUCGACGCGAAGCUCCAUUCCUACGAGGAAUAGGACAAACAGGGGGGAUUUCGCAAACACCCCUUUUUCUUCCAAACAAGCACGGGUCAUGUCGGAGAAAGGAAAGGCAGUCGCGUCGGCGGCAGGCGACGAUACGACAACGCCAUCGAACCCACGAGGAAUCCCAAAGGCGCCAUUUGUGGACAAUGUGGAGGAUUACGUGACGAGCCGGGCCGAGGUCGAGUCGACGCUGGUGCGGUUCCAGGAGAUGAUAUCAAAAUACCAAUUCAUGGAGCUUAAUCUACAGCGUCGUGUAGCAGGCCUCAAGGGAAAGUUACCGGACAUUGAAAAGACUCUGGAGACGGUUCAGUUCCUGAAGCUGAGCAAGGACGGGGGCGACCCGAUCGAGACUUCGUUCGAGCUCAACGAUACUUUAUACACCAAGGCUGAGAUCCCGCCUACAGACGAGGUGUUCCUAUGGCUCGGUGCAAACGUCAUGCUCUCGUACCCGAUUGACGAGGCGGAGGAGUUGCUGGAUUCGAAGCAAAAGGCCGCAAAGCAGAGUUUGCAAAACUGCGAAGAGGAUUUGGAAUUCCUAAGGGAACAGAUCACGACUAUGGAGGUCGCACUUGCUAGGGUAUAUAACUGGGAUGUGAUGCAAAAGAGAAAGGAAAAGGCAGAAGAGGACAAGCUGAAGGGCAAGGACAAGGAAAAGGAAACGUCAAAGCCCGACAAUGACUCUUGAAACCACAGUGGCAGCCCUGCGUACAAUCCAAAAUCAUGGAAGAAAACCGACGAGACAUUCGCCGAAGUGACGCCGCAGUUACCCAAGAGGAAUAGGCUGGCCACUCGGUCUGUCCGCGGGUGCUGGCCAAAGCCGGCCACCGUGGCGCGGCUCAGGCGAAUGAUUGACGAAUUGGUUUCACUGGUUUCGACUGCAUUUAGGCGCUCCAGCGUGGCCUUUUUUUUCAGGGUCAUUUUCGGACGAACAUAAAAAAAAAUACACUUUGCUGCAGCCGUUGACAUGGAAGCAAGAGGAAAUUCGCCAAAAAGCAAUUCGGGAUGGGGCCCCUUGCGCCAAGCAAUUGGCGUUUUUAUUAGAUGAUUUUUAAGUGUCAGAAUUAAAGAUCAAAAAGGUAGAAGCCAGCCGCAAGGCCUCGAGAUGU